Molecule: messenger RNA, 1824 nt
Organism: Blastocystis hominis
Lineage: Eukaryota; Bigyra; Opalinata; Blastocystidae
Exons: 11
Coding region: 1-1824 (607 amino acids)
Biological process (GO): spermine biosynthetic process; protein prenylation; spermidine biosynthetic process
Cellular component (GO): cytosol
Molecular function (GO): adenosylmethionine decarboxylase activity; protein prenyltransferase activity
Source: RefSeq, a predicted model, not a curated record
AUGCAGCAUGGACGACAGCGACGAUUAACUGAAAAAACAGAAGAAGAAAUCAAGCAGGAACAGAUGAAAGCAGCCAAACUCCAAAAGGCCGGUCUUUUGGUAUUGAGCAAGAUCCGAGCAAAAGACUACUCUUCAGAGUCUUUCAAGUUAACAACAGUAUUAGCAAAACUCAAUCCGGAUUUCUACACAGUUUGGAACUACAGAAAGGAUUUUUUACAGAUUCAGUUAGAAAGCGAGACUCUGAACGAGGAGCAAAAGAUCGAUCUCUUAAAGAAGGAUGUCACUCUCACAGAAGAAAUAAUCCGUGAAAAGGAUCCAAAGUGUUAUUCGGUGUGGCAUCAUCGACGCUGGUUGUUUUCCAAGUAUUGUUUUUAUGAUGAACGCGAGAUCCAGCUCUGUGAAAUGCUCUUGAAAAAGGAUCAACGUAAUUUCCAUUGCUGGAAUCAUUGGAUGCUGAUUUGCCGAGACUUACACAUCUCCCUAAAGGAUCAGAUGGCGUUUACAUGGCAGCGAAUUAUGGAGAACGAGAGCAAUUAUUCGGCUUGGCAUUUUCGCGGGGAACUGCUCCAUCGGCUUCUCUUCGAACAGUAUUCCGAGGAUGGGAAAAGCACAACAAAUCUACAUUACAUUUACUUAAUUACCUGUUCAUGCCUUUGUGGUCAAAACCGAUAUUUAUUGAGUUCCUGGAAACCAUUAGUAUUAUCAAAGAUAUUAAAAGAGACGUAUUUUGUUGAGAUGACUACUCCUGGAUUUGAAGGUGCUGAAAAGAUUUUGCAGAUCAAGAUAGAAUCUGUUAAACCAAAUAAAGGGUUAAGGGCAAUUCCUCAAUCUACGUGGCAGCUAAUUCUUGAUGAAGCAAAGUGCUCCAUUGUAAAUAGCAUUUGCUUAGGGGACAGUACUGCCUAUCUUCUUUCUGAAUCAAGUCUGUUUGUUAUGGAUAGCACUUGUAUAUUUAAAACUUGUGGCCAGACCCAGCUUCUACGUGUUAUUCCUCUUGUCAUGGAGGUCUUGAAAAAGCGCGGAUUGCAGUUGGAAUUUCUGCUAUACACGACAAAGGAUUUUUUGUUUCCAGAGAACCAGAUCUUUCCUCAUAAUAGUUGGGACGAAUCCGAAAACUACUUGCGUUCCAUCUUCCCUGAGGAACGUUGCACGAUUCUCGGAGACCCAAACGGGGACCACGUUUUUAUGUUCUCCUACAGCCGCCCAUCUCCCGAUGACUCCCUCCCCUUGGAGGUGGAGCCCGAAGAGUACUCGACGAACUCGCUGUCGUAUCCCUACCGAGAGGGUUCUCCCGUGUUCUCGGGGCAGCGUUCGUUCUGCGAGGGGGGUCCCGACAGUUGCUUUUUGAACCUGAUGAUGUACGACAUGGCGGACGAGGCGUCGAAGUUGUUCUUCAAGGACGGCAAGAAGACCGCCAAGGAUGUGACGGACCAAAUGGGCUUGCGAUCGUUGUUCCCUUCGUCUCUGAUCGACGAUUAUCUAUUUGACCCUUGCGGAUACUCGAUGAAUGGAUUGGACGCCUCUGGGGGCUUCUACACAAUCCACGUUACUCCGGAAAAGGAGUGCAGUUAUGCGAGCUUUGAGACCAACAUUAGGGAUGUGGACGUAGAUAACCUUAUUCGAUCGGUACUAGCUAUCUUUCAGCCAAAGCGAUUCACGUUUACGGUGACCUAUCAUAUGGAUAUGGCCUAUGGUAUUAAGAAGACGCCCCUUUGGCCUGAGUCGUUCACGAGCCUCUGUGGAGAAGACUAUCGACUAAUUUAUCGUUCCGAGAUCAACAAGAAUAAAACGGUUUAUUCGCUGGGUAAUUAUGUAUCACACUAA